This is a messenger RNA of Mercurialis annua (annual mercury), 4896 nucleotides long. RefSeq names its product pentatricopeptide repeat-containing protein At5g14080. The coding region runs from base 75 to 2039 and encodes 654 amino acids. Gene Ontology annotation, molecular function: protein binding. The record is from RefSeq and is a predicted model, not a curated record. The transcript is spliced from 4 exons. Lineage: Eukaryota; Viridiplantae; Streptophyta; Magnoliopsida; Malpighiales; Euphorbiaceae.
AUGACGAAGAAGUUUUAAACUUCUAAAAAAGAUUGGCGCGUUUAGCUAACUGUCAACUCACCAUUUUCAAAACCAUGAAAUCCGCCUCCGAGUUCGCAACUCGGAUAAGCCGAGCUCUUAUCUCCGCAUCAAACAACACAAUCCCCGCACAAAUUCGACCAUGGACACAAUCACUCGAGUCAAUCCUCCACAAAAUAGUCUCCCGUGACUCACUGAAUCCGUCACUCGUUGCUCAGGUUAUCGACCCAUUUCUCUUAACUCACCACUCACUCGCACUCGGGUUUUUCAAUUGGGCAUCACAACAACCUGGGUUUACUCACAAUUUACUCACUUAUCAUUCAAUUCUGAAAUCCCUCUCACUCUCACGUCAAUUUAAUGCAAUUGGGCACGUCUUAAAACUGGUUAAAACCCAGAAAUUGACUCUCAAUUCAUCAACUAAUCGUAAUGUAAUCAGCUCUUUAAUCAAAGGGAGAAAAACCCAGACCGCUUAUUUGGUUUUUUAUGAGGUUAAGUCACAGAUUUUAGAUAUUGGGCCGGAAAUUUGUAACUCGCUGUUAGCUUUGUUAGGUUCUGAUGAGAAUUUUGGUAAUGGGUUGAAAGUGUUUGAUGAAAUGCUUGUGAGAGGAGUUGGUUUUAGCACUGUAGGUUUUGGGGUGUUUAUAUGGAGAUUCUGUAGAGGGGGCGAUUUAGGUGAAGUUUUGAGUAUGUUAGAUCGAGUUAAGAAUGGUAAUUCGGAGAUUAAUGGGUCGGUUAUUGCGGUUUUGAUUGUUCAUGGACUUUGUCGAGCUUCUCGGGUAAAUGAUGCUUUGUGGGUAUUGAAUGAAUUGAGGGUUAGAGAUUGUAAACCUGAUUUUAUGGCGUAUAGGAUCGUGGCUGAAGCUUUUAGAUUAUCGGGGAGUGUGGCUGAUGUGGAUAAGGUGUUGAAGAUGAAGAGAAAGUUAGGGGUGGCACCGAGGAGUAGCGACUAUAGGGAGUUUAUUUUGAGUUUGAUUGCGGAGAGAUUGGUGGUCGAAGCUAAAGACCUUGGCGAAAUUAUUGUUAAUGGGAAUUUUCCUAUUGAAGUUGAUGUGCUGAAUGCUUUGAUUGGAUCAGUUUCCGGAAUUGACCCUUGUUCUGCCAUGUUGUUCUUUCGUUAUAUUACUGGAAAAGGGAUGCCACUCACUCUUUUAACUUUGAACAACUUGAGCAGACAUUUUCUUAGGCAUGGAAAAGUUGAUGAAAUGUUGGAAGUUUAUAAUGUCUUGUCGGAAAAUGAUUAUUUCUCUGAUAUGGAGAGUUAUAAUGUGGUAUUCUCGUUCUUUUGCAAGGCGGGCAAGAUAAGAGAAGCUUAUGGGAUUCUUCAGGGGAUGAAGAAGAAAAGGCUUGGUCCAGAUAUCUCAAUGUACAAUUGUUUAAUGGAAGCAUGCUGUAGAGAAGAUCUAAUGCGUCCUGCUAAAAGGCUUUGGGAUGAGAUGUUUGUAACUGGAUGCGGAGUGAAUUUGAAAACUUACAACAUCCUUAUUGAAAAAUUCUCAGAAAUUUCUGAAGUUGAAGAAUCUCUGAGGCUCUUUAAUCACAUGUUGAAAAAAGGGAUGGCACCUGAUGCUACAACCUACACAUGCAUUCUUAAAGGGCUUUGUCAAGAGACCAAGUUUGAUGCUGCUGUUGAAAUCUUUUGUAAAUCAAUUAAUCAGGAUUUAAUGCUAGCACGAAGUAUAUUGAGCACUUUCAUCAUAAACCUGUGCAAGGAAGGUCAAUUCCUUGCAGCUUCCAAGCUGCUUUGCGGCCCUGCUUAUGACAUAAGCCAUUCAGAUUCCCAUGUUGUUUUGUUGAAAUGUUUAGCUGAUGCAGAAGAGGUUGCCGUUGCUCUUGAACAUCUCAAGUGGCUUCAAGAUACCUCACCUCCCGUGUUGCAAGUCAUUUCUACUGAGCUUUUGGCCUUGCUUUCUUCUUCUUCAAAACCAGAAUCUAUCGUUUGCUUGCUUCAAGCUGUUUCUAAGCAAUCUUUGGAAUCCAAUGGUGACUCUUGGAAGCAUUUUUACCAAAAUACAUUCAAUUGAUGAAGCUAAGCUUGAAGUGUAAAUUUUGUCUCCAUAGAAACUGCAUUUUGAGAAUUUGGCUAGCAUGUUAUUUCUUCAUGUUAUUCCCUAAUUUGGAUGGACUAAGCUGAAUCAAAAUUAAUCAUCUGAAGAUAAAAGAUCACAUGUCAUAUUGCUUUCAACGCAAACUAAGCGACUCUACUAUAAAUUGGAAGAUGAUCUGAUUCGUCAUCUCUAUCAGUUCUUCCACUAUCCUGUCUAAAAGUCUGACCACUUUGCCUUGCUAUAUUGGUGUGUUGUUGCACCACCAAGAUUGUGGUGUUCACCAUGAACUGUGCUGAAGCAAACACAUCUCCUAUUGUUCCGAGCUCCUUGAGAUCAUUCCAAUCUACAAGCCCUGAUAAUAGUUGUGAUUUUUUAUCGUGAUGCUUACCCACUAUGAUAAGAUCAUAAAGGUCUUGCAUUGAUUUGAUGACAGAAAUAGUCCCUGUUCCGUCCAUGACCACCUCCUCUAUGUACAUCACUCGGUAAUUUCCUGCUGUAGCACUUCUAAUUUGACUCACCAUUUCAUUAUCAAGCUUCCUUUCAGUUGUAUCAUCGCUGGAAAUGCUUCCGUUCUCAAGUAGCCGUAUUAUUGUCAGACUGAUAUUUGGAUGUCCAGUCAUUCGUGAUGCUAUGGCCAGUGCCUCCCUGUCAUCAGGUCCGCCCAAAAACAUAACAGCAACACGGUAAUUAGAAUGGCUGUUCAAGAUAGAUUUUGGAGCAUUCAGGAGCCCAUGGUUAACAAGGAUUGCAGUAGAGCAAGGUGCUUUUUCGAGGAUUUUCAUGUUUGUCAUCUUAAUGUUUUUUCUGCUCAAAUCAAUUGCACCGUUUACUUGGAAUCUUUUGUGGAAAGGUAUUAUAACAAGGGAAGCCCUCCUGUCUAGCGCCAUUGUGCAAGCAUCAUCAUACAUUGAUUUAGUAGGACAAAUUGCAGUAAAAGGGUAAACCAUAACAAGACCAUGGUUUUUGUUCUCAAAGCUUCUGAAUGCAUUGAUCACGUGUUCGGAGUGUUUUGCCUUCUUAGAGGUUCUUCUGCUCAGCUUGUGGGGGAUGAGUAGGGCAUUCACACGGCCAGCGAGGUCAAUAAAGUGAAGAAUGUAAACAUAUAAAGGGCUUCUUUUUGUUGGAUUUAAGGCCUCAAGGAGGUCGAUGGCAGCAGGAGCAUCUUCAUUGUCGUGAAUACAAACUACCACCCUGAGUUCAAAGUUGGGUUUUAAGUUCAGUACCGUUCUUUUCCUGUAAACAGCAUACCUCCUCGAAGGAUCAUAUAGGCGUUUUAUGACGGGUGUGAUAGCACCUGUUAUGAGCAUCAUGGAUAUGCACAUUAUCACAAAAGUCUCGCUGUCAAUUGCCUGCACAUAAUUAGAAAGUCGACGCAUUACAUUAGUUGAGCCAAGCUCAAGCACACCCUGGACGUUCAUGACAAGGCCGAGUGCUGCAGCAUCCUUGGUUGGGAUAUUGGUGAAUCGAGCAACUACAAAUGUUCCGAUGAACUUCCCAGAGGCACUGAUGAGGCCAAUAGAUUGCACUAUCAGGUAAUUUUUCAACUUAAUGCUGAAGAUAUCAAUUACUAGUCCAUUUUUAACCAGGUAGAGGGGCAUAAAUAUCCAAUUACUCAAAAUAUCAAGCUUAUCUACGAGGGUCGAACCUAUUGGUCGCCCUGCCGGUAUAGUAAUGCCAAAAAUAAGAGGUCCUAAGUAAAGAUGCAAACCGAGAGUAUGACUGAGGAAACCAGUGACGAGAACUGUUAAAAGUAGCCAGAUCACAUAGCUCUCUUUCAGCGGCUCUCCCUCCGGAUUAUUCUUUACCAUCCACAUGACUCCAGGACGAAGGACAAAAAAAAUAACAAUGAGAAGGACAAUUGUGUUAAAUAGCGUUUGAAGUGCUCGGAAGUUGUCUCCUGGCGAUUGUUGCAACAACACAUUAAUUGUCGUCACAGUGAAACUGCAAGCCCCGGCUACAAAGGAAGCAGACAAGGCUACUCUUCCGAAUUCGGAAUUUAUAAUCUUGAGCUCUGCCAAAAAGUAAGCAACCACUUGAAAAGAAUACACAGACAACGCUUGUGCUACCGCCGGAAGUGAUCGAGCAAUAUUCUUGUCUAUAUCGAAAUGUGAUAAUAUGAAAAAACUUGUGGAAACGCUGGAUACCAUCGGCACAGCGACCCCAAAGAACCCUAGAGCAGCAGCCUUUCUGUCAAGAUAUUUGAGUAUCCACGGAUCCGUUUGUACUCCGAUAAGGAAGAAAUACAGUAUGAAGCCGAAAGAAGCCACAAUGUCCAGCAUUAUGAAUCCUCUCACCGGGAAAAAUGUGUUUGCCAGAAAGGGACUCCUGCACAUAACCGACGGACCUAGAAUUAUGCCUGUCUGAGAAACUGCAAAUCAAUAACCCGAAAUAGAAAAUUGCAGAAGAAAAACUGUACGAAACAUUGAACAGAUGAAGAUUUGUAGGUUUGGGGCUUACAAGCAUUUGUCUGACCACAAUGGGCAAACCAAGUGGCCUGAAAAGUUUAGUAACGAGCAGAAAAGUUCCACAGGAUAGAGUCAUUUGAAAGAGAAGCAGAGGAACCCAAUAAGACAAGGGAUCUGAAUGAUUAAAAACUCCUCUUGAAGAUAUCUUUGCUAAACUUGUGCAAAUUGUAGUUAUAUUCUUUUCUCCAUUCAAAUAACCUGCAAAUAUUGCUAUAUCUUCAGGUUCCGUAAUAAUCGAACCCAUCGCGAAUGAUCGAUGAGGACGAUAAUGAUUACAACGAAUCGACCAACCAAAUGAUCAAAAUUUUCAAAGAUAUGAAUGAUGAAAUAAUAAUAAUAUUACUUGUUCCUGGAUGUUAACAAUUAAA